This is a messenger RNA of Acanthaster planci (crown-of-thorns starfish), 4468 nucleotides long. RefSeq lists its product as uncharacterized. Lineage: Eukaryota; Metazoa; Echinodermata; Asteroidea; Valvatida; Acanthasteridae. The record is from RefSeq and is a predicted model, not a curated record. Gene Ontology annotation, molecular function: glycosyltransferase activity.
UAAUAAAUCCGUCUGCACCCACGCUCACAGGAAUGAUUGCCAAUUAUUCCAGGGGGCCCUUAAUCACCGUUUAUCUCCAUACACGAAGUUUCUUUCAUGAUCUAUCACCCAAGGCGUAAGCCAAUCCGUUUUUUAGUCUGGAAGCUCAAGAGGUAACAGAGGUUUUUCUUUGAAACGAAUGGCUGCCAGUGUUUGGAGGCCCUGUCAUCAGUUCGACCAUUAGGUUUGUUUGCCGAGGCAAGGGGUGAAGAGGUAGCCCUCCUGACCUUACAUCUGCACAUCGAGAUAAUAUGACGGUCUAGCAGCGCUGUAUAUACUAUAUGCGCCUAGCCUUCUCGAAGGAAGUUUUAUGCACGUUUUUCCCUAUUGGGCCUGGUGAAUCUGCGCAUCUGCGCCCGCAACCCGACGUUUACUAUCACAAACCUACCCAACUGAACGGGACUGUCAUCACAAAGCUUGAUCGAGUCCGACAGUCCGCGUGUGACGGACCGGAAGACCCAGACAGCCUGACCGUGCCAAUGACGCUGUUUUCCCCCGACUAGACGGCUGAAAUGUUGCGGUGGUUUCGGAGGCGAUGGCGUCGGUGGUUGCCGGUGGGUUGUUUAGCCGCGGUGGUGCUCAUCAACGCUGUGGUGAGAGGAAAGGCGGGACCGGAGGGCGUCGAUGAUAAGGCCCGAGCAGCUGGGCUCAAACACCAGGUCAUGGGCGUUGCUUCGCCGUUGGCGGCAAAUGUGGGGUUCAGGAAGAGCCUGCAAGCCUACUCAGAGAACGGCCCUGGGUCCCCAAACAGUGUGGACCGCAUCAAGAGUCCAAUGAGAUCGGACGGGCGCAGCAGUCAGUCCAAUCCUGCGCUAGGUCAUGGGUCCCCACCAUCAGAGCACGGACGGCAGCGGCAGCAAGAGCCACGUUUCAAAAUCUUUGUGUACGACCUGCCGCCGCGCUUUAACACCAACCUGAGCGCCUGCGCGGAGACUAACUCGGAUGGCUGCUACAAAUUCGACAAUUUCGGCAUGGGGCCAGAGCUGCGGCGGCACGACCACCUGACAUAUCGCAACACCCACCAACUGUCAACUGAAAUCAUUAUCCAUGAAAAAAUGCUACGCAGCCGGUACCGAACGCUGGAUGCCGUAAAGGCGGAUGCGUUCUAUGUGCCGUUUUACGCUGCCCUGGCGUGUACCUGCAAGAUGAAUGCCGACAUGGAUAUGACUGAACUGUAUGCGGAUUUAUGGCGUUCCCUUGAGUCUGCUUCGCCGUACUUUGGAAGCUCAGGGCCCCCGAGGAGGCCACACUUCAUGGCUCUGGGAAAAAUUGAGCGUGAAUUUUGGACAAGCAAUUGCCCACUUCUUCGCGAUACGGAACGGACAGGUGGGAUUACGUUCAUCGGCGUGGAGGAGGAAGUGAACGAGGAGUUGAGAAAAUAUUUCAAAAGAACCAACAAACGAAUGAUCGUGGCCCCAUACCCAAGCUACGGUCACUUCGAUUCGAGUUAUACCCAGUCUCUUGGGGACUACAGUCGAGCUGCUUUCCCCAGUGAUAUCGAAAAGACCACGAGAGACGUGCGAAUAUUCAUGGCGGUCGGGAGCCGCAAGGGACACGACGUGCGGGUGAUUUUGAAGCGCCAAAUGACAGGUACCUCUCGGCGGUACGCCACCUUCACCGCGUCCUCCGGCAAGCAGCGGCGGUACGCGGUGUGGUACAGCACCCCCGAGUGCCGGCGAGACAUGCAGCUACCCAUUGUGGACUGGAUGCGGCACUCAGUCUUCUGCUUGCAGCCUCCGGGAGACUCUCUGACAAGGAAGUCCUUUUACGAUGCUGUCAUGGCCGGCUGCAUUCCCGUCACGUUCAAGCCCAAGAAACGCUCGGCCUCUGUGACCUACCCGUUUCAGGACCAACUUGACUACACGCGUUUCACGGUCAACAUACCACUGGACGACGUCUUAUCUGGAUCCGUUCGUGUCAUGGACCGACUGCGGAUCAUCCCCGAAUCUCGCAUUGCCGAUAUGCAGCGCCGAUUAGCGGACGCCGCCCCUAAGUUACAGUACUCGCACCCGCCCACGUCUGAAGAUGGUGACGCAUUUACUAAGAUUAUGGAACAAAUGCAGCGAAUAGCAGCAUAACUCCCUUCUUGAUUGGCACCGUAUUCUGUUGCUGUUGCUGCUAAUUUAAGGGACCGAGUCAGUGACUGCUUAUUUUAGCUCUCAAUGGACAUAGGCCUACAUGUAAUGUGAUUGCCGAAUGACCCAGAGGUCAGUACUUCCGCACGAGCAUGUCAAGUGCUCACAGGAUGCACAGUGUGCAGUGUAUAUACGUAAAUUGAUGAUGGAAGUAUUAAGCCUUGCUUCCGAGAAGUUUUUAAAGAGAUGCGUAUGUCACCCAGCGGUCUUGCAUGGGGCGUAGGCCUCGAUAAUGUUGCAGUCAGGUCGUCCUCACAGUUGUGACCUACGCACAUUCAAAAGAGAGCAGUGGAACGCCUAUUAUGGAAGCCUAAGCCAAAUAAAUCGAUGAUGUAGGAUCAGCGGUGGGCUUAAAUCGAACCAGUGACCCACAUUUUAGUAAAAUUUAUCGGAUAUGGAGCGCCAAACUAUCAUUCUUACAUGUAUUAUCAAUAUAAUGAUGGUGUCAUGGCAUAGUAAAUACAGGAUGCUAGUGCGUAAGUGUAAGUGUACGACAUGACACUUUAAUGAAAAUCCCCGUCAUCCUAUUGGUCGAUCUUAGAUCACAUGUUAUGAAUUAUUUGUCCCGAGGCACCGGAAAUUCAGUCCUCGUCGUCCUGUAAAUGAACAACUUUGAUCCCCGAUUUCACUCGUCACCAAGGGUGGUGGAAACGAGCAAAAUAAUCAUUGUUAGAUGCACGCGUCGCAGUCUUAAUGUGCCUUAAUGCAGCUCUUCCGAUAAAUUCGAAGGAUCGUUCCUUUUAAAUAGUUCAGGGGCAGGUCCAAGGGGGCGUGGGGGCGCACGCCCCCUUUUUUCACCCCCCCCAUAAAUAAAUAUACAUGUACAGAGAAGGAGAAGAGGGAGUGGAAGAAAAAGAGCGGGGACCCAGUGUCAUAAAUGUGACGAAGGCGUAAGAAACAACAGUUGUGCUUCCGGUUACCCAACUUCCUUAAUUUUACAGCUGCGAUCCUAAAAAUUUUAGUUCACGCCCCCCUGUCCCUGUUGGAAAAUCCUGGAUCCGGUCGGUCUUGCAGCUGAAGAAAUAUCUGAAUGUUGCUAAGAAAAGAAUCACAUUCUUGUAUGCCAAAGCAUCCGAGGAAAUAGCCGAAAAAACAUUGUCUGGGCUAUAGAAUCUGUUGCUGAUUUGGACAACUUCUUGUCGCGAUUUUACGUUGGAAUGUGAGAAGGGAAAACGGAAAUUUACAAAUCAGAUUAGGAGGAUUUAAACCAAAUAAUGUUUCCCUUGCUUGAAAUGGAAAGAAUAAUUUCAUUCGAUGGAGGUUGUCAGCUCAUGAAAUUAGAAAGGUGCACAUUUUACUCCGUAAAACGAAAUUUAAAGUUGAGAAAUCCACCUUGGUUUUAAGUUAGUGACGAGGCAAAGAACAUAGUGAAAUUGUAACCUUUGGAACUCAAGCAAGCCUUUCCAAUUCCCCAUUACUUGACGAUGGUAGACAUAUUGUCCCGUAUACAGGCGUUCAUAAUGAAGUUAUAAAUUCUUAAUUCAUCGGUUGGAAAACGUUCAAAACAAAUUUCAAGACGCUAUUCCCACUACUAAACGUGACAAAGUUGUCAACAGUCAUGCUUCACUUUAAGUGUGACUUGCUUAGAUCAUGCUUUGAUGUCUGAGCGUCACUUCUAUUUUCGCACUUAAGCAGAAGACAAGCAAGAUAACUUGGUUAUCUGCUCGACCGUUGCAAUUUGUUUUUCACUUUUGUAUCUGACAUUCAGUUCAUGAACCAAUCACUUGUUUCAAUCGGAAUUUGUCCAGUUUGCACAUAAGGAGGUCCCAGUCAUGUUUUGUUUCUGUCUAGCCUCGUCGCCACGUUGGGAGAGAGAAUAGAACGUCAAGUGCAGUCAGUAGACGAUGAGUCAUUGUCUCUAUCAGAUUACCCCUAACUCUAUGAAAUGCUUGGCUGUUACCUUGAUACAUAUCGACCCAAUGUGCGCCAAAUACAGGAUCGAAUACUGCCAUAUUGUCAACGCCUGAAGUGCCAACUGUAUAAAUAACAAGCAGUUCGAAUUUGACCGUAACAUACUUUACGCUGUGCCAAAAAUAAGUGCACGCUAAAUCUGAAAGAUAAACUUUCUAUAAAUGCAUGUAAUAGUUUUGAAUUUCUAUCUCCUUAUUUUGUCUAACAUGAAACGAGUUUUCAAAUAUUAGAAUACAUGUACAUGUAUAUCAAAGUAUCCAUGGACCUGGGAUUUUUUUAGUUAUGCUGUCUUUACACCUUAUUAUAUAAGGUACAUAUUUACUUGCUUUCUUUCUGUUGUACCAAUGGAAAAUGGAUUCAAAUAAAGAUUUCAAGCUCAUUUA